This is a messenger RNA of Salvia miltiorrhiza (redroot sage), 2010 nucleotides long. Its product is annotated as pumilio homolog 12-like. Gene Ontology annotation, biological process: post-transcriptional regulation of gene expression. Gene Ontology annotation, cellular component: cytoplasm. Gene Ontology annotation, molecular function: mRNA binding. The record is from RefSeq and is a predicted model, not a curated record. Lineage: Eukaryota; Viridiplantae; Streptophyta; Magnoliopsida; Lamiales; Lamiaceae. The transcript has 5 exons. The coding region runs from base 201 to 1781 and encodes 526 amino acids.
CACAAAAUACUCAUUAAACUAAGGAAGUUCCAAAAGAAAUCGAAGCAGAAGAAGAUAGAUGUAUAUAUAAAAAAAAAUGAAAAAAAUAGAGAGAAGGUAAAAGGAGUGUCCGUCCCUCCCCUAUAAAUAAAACCCCUGAGUAAACCCCUCCCUACAAAAUCUUCAACCCAAAAACACACACACACACUCGCAAAACGGCGAUGGAGCCACAUAUCUUUGAAAAUCUAUGCUCUUCGCCCUUCCAACCGCCUGAGGAUUUCUUCACCCCGGAGGCGUACCGCUUUUUCCCCGCCGCAAACCAUCGCCAAACCCCUCUGAUCACCGAGUCCGACCAAACAAUCGAAUCAGCCUUUUCCAGGCUCAACCUCGCCACCAAUGUCCGAUUCCGGUCCCAGGAGGCGUCGUUCCACGGCCAUCCCGCCGCCGUCGACGUAGGCGGAGCAGCAUCAAUUCCGCCACCAAUGGCUUACGGGGGAAGCCAGCAGCAGCAGGCUUUAAAUUGGGCUCAGACUUCCAGCGUCAAUGGGCCUCUCGGCCUCCCUGGGGCCCGCCAGAAUAUCAAUGUGGGCUCCAGUUUCUCGGGUGGGGGCCCAUACGUUCAUGCAGGUGGUCAUAUUCAUAAUCAAUUGAUAAACUGUUAUCAAAGACUGGAUUUUUGUGAUGCUAACAACUCCGAUGAUUUUGACUACCAUAUCUUGCAUGGCAAGGAAUCCCGAAGGUACAACGUUCCGGUUGUACCUUUGGCUCGAAAGAAUAAUUCUUUUGCAAAUUCUUUGUAUACUGAUCAGCAGUUGUAUAAGUUGGCGCACCAUCUAACUAUUGAAAACAUGAUUGGGAAAAUUGUGUCCUUGGCCAAAGACCUAGUUUGGAGCAGCGUCUUGAUUUUGAAAUUGGAGGUGGGGAUGAGUGAUAAUGAAAUCGAGAUGAUUGUGUUGGAAGUUAUGGAGUCUUGUGAUGAUUUGUUGAGAAAUCAGUUUGGUAGCCAAUUUGUGCAUAAGCUUUUCGCGGUGUGCAAUGAGGAUCAGAGGACUAGGAUCAUCAUGGCCCUCACCAGAGUUCUCACUUCAAUUUGUCUCAACCCUUCUGGGGCUAAAGCUAUACAGAAGUUGUUGGAGAAGCUGAAUACGCCUCAGCAAAUAUCAUUAGUUGUGGCUUCUUUAAUUCCUGAUGCCUUUGUCUUAGCCACCGACUGCAAUGGUCAACAUAUCAUACACUUCUGUGUUAAGCGUUUUCCUGGGGAAUAUACAAAGCACCUUCUGAAAGUGAUUGCAGAAAACUGCUUUAGAAUUGCAACUAAUAAAAGUGGAUGUUGUGUGAUACAAUCAUGCGUGGAAAAUUCUCGUGGAGAAACAAGAGAAAGAUUAGUAAGUGAGAUAAUAGAGAAUGCUGUGCAGCUUGCUGAAGAUCCUUAUGGAAACUAUGUGGUGCAACAUCUUCUCGGGAUGAAGAUGCAAAAAGUCACGAUAUAUCUUCUGAGACAGUUCCAAGGCUGUUUUGUGUCUCUUUCCUGCAACAAGUAUGCCAGCAAUGUAGUGGAGAAGCUCUUACAAUCGGGAGAAGUGGUUUCUGCAACUAUUGUCUUGGAACUGCUGAGAAGCCCAAAUGCCUCGAUGCUUUUAGUAGAUCCCUUUGGAAAUUUUGUCAUUCAAAAUGCAUUGUCGGCAACAAAGGGAAGAGUCUUUGAUUCUUUGGUGAAAUUGAUCCAAGUUAAUGCAGCAUCCAUGCAAAGCAAUCUUUAUGGGAAAAAGAUCCUUGCUUGGUUUGACAAGAAGAAGCCUUAAAAUGCCUCUAGCUAGCUUCUUACAUUAUAAAGAUGGUGGUGUAUAUUUUGUUGUUUUUCUACUUGUUUAAUUGUUUGUCUAAUUCAUAGGUAUUUGCAUCCAACUGCAUAUUUUUGAAGUAGCACUUCGGAUUCAACUAAGCUAAGCAAUGUAGAGAGUGUUGUACAUAAAUUGUAAAUUUGAAGCAGCUACACGUAUUAUUAACUCAGUUACUAUAGCUGAAGUUUGC